Molecule: messenger RNA, 439 nt
Organism: Marchantia polymorpha subsp. ruderalis
Lineage: Eukaryota; Viridiplantae; Streptophyta; Marchantiopsida; Marchantiales; Marchantiaceae
Source: the annotation of a GenBank genome assembly
GGAACUCUUGAAGCACACGGCAGGCGUGGAUUUAAUGUCCAUGACUUGCCUCGGAGUUUUCACGGACAUCACACUUCUUAUUGCCUCUCGGCGUUGAUCUCAGACCUCAGAUCAGUGUGUGUCGGAAAGGGUUGACGAGCUCUGAUGUUGUCGGUACACUCCUUGGGAAGCUCCAGGGACUCUUUGCUUUGGAAAAGGACGUGAGUUCAGUUCAUGCAUGAGUCUAUGGAAGAAGAUCGUACCCGUGACUCAGAUCCCACUCCGCUCACCUGGGAGCACAUGUCGUGUCAAAAUGCACAGACAUGAAGCGGGCGACAUGUUGCAUCCACACGAUCUGCGUUGCGUAUCGAUGGGUAAAAAGAACGAAUGGGUCGUCCACAUUGAGAGGACGAAGGAACGAAGGCUGAGGGAGGGAGGGAGGGAGGGAGGGAAUAGAUAA